This is a messenger RNA of Gigantopelta aegis, 9279 nucleotides long. Its product is annotated as guanine nucleotide exchange factor VAV3-like. Gene Ontology annotation, cellular component: cytoplasm. The transcript is spliced from 31 exons. Gene Ontology annotation, biological process: cell migration; regulation of GTPase activity; intracellular signal transduction. Lineage: Eukaryota; Metazoa; Mollusca; Gastropoda; Neomphalida; Peltospiridae. Gene Ontology annotation, molecular function: protein binding; guanyl-nucleotide exchange factor activity. The coding region runs from base 112 to 2709 and encodes 865 amino acids. The record is from RefSeq and is a predicted model, not a curated record.
UGUUUUAAUCUUAAUAAAAUUGCUUUUAAUAUUAAACUUGCUUGUAUAUAAUUAUUUUGAUUGUUUUCAUAUUUCUAUGCUGCAAGGCAGGAAGAGGAAGAAAGUCCAAAAAUGGCCGAUGAGUGGCGACAGUGCGUUGACUGGCUAGUUCGAUGCCAGAUUUUACCAGACGACCACAAAGCUACAAAAUUAGAUGCAAAUGCAUUUGAUUUAGCUCAGGCUCUACGAGACGGAUCACUUAUUUGCCACUUGUUAAAUCAACUGAGUCCACAAUGUGUCGAUAUGAAAGAUUUCAGUCCCCGACCUCAAAUGUCCCAGUUCCUUUGUAUGAAGAAUAUCCGGACAUUUCUAAACACCUGCAAGAAGACAUUCAAUUUAAAGGAUUCCGAUCUUUUUCAACCACAUGAUCUGUUUGAUGUCAAGGAUUUUAGAAAGGUACUCGAAACAUUAUCAAAGUUAUCAAAAACCGAGAAAGCACAGAGAAAAUUCAGCGGGUUUCCCCCAGAAGGCGAUGACUAUGCAGAACAAGAAGAUAUUUACGGGAACCUCAAAGAUUUAGCCUUGGAAACCGAUUUAGAAGACCAAGAAGAAAUUUAUGAUGUGGUCUAUCAAGAUGACGAGAUUUACGAUGACCUCUGUUACAAAGAACAGAGUAAUAUGUCAACAGAUUUCAUGCCCUGCCCACAGACAAAGAGAGAUUAUUGUUUGAAAGAAAUGAUCGACACAGAGAAAAACUAUGUUGAUGCCCUUAAGAUGAUUGUACAGUUUUUCAUAAAACCACUGAAGACUAUUUUGUCAGCCAAUGAACGAGAAGUAAUAUUUGCCCAUAUAGAGACUUUACUGGAGGUGCACAAGCAGUUCUAUGCUGACUUGUUGCGCACAGUCACCACCAGCCAGGCGACCAUGAGCAAAGUGUUCACCAGUUACAAGUCCAAACUGCUCGUCUACGGUGACUAUUGCUCCAAUUUGCCACAUGCACAGGAGAUGAUCGACAAAGUCACCGACAAUGAAACGACAAGAACUAAAAUACAGGAGUGUGAAAGACAAGCAAAUGAGGGAAAGUUUCGGUUGCGAGAUUUGCUCCAUGUUCCAAUGCAGAGAGUUUUAAAAUAUCACCUUUUAUUACGGGAGUUGAUUAAAAACACUGACCGUAAUGAUCGAGGUGAUUUGGAGAUAGCUCUGGAAGCUAUGCAGGAUUUGUCGCUGUAUGUAAAUGAGGUGAAGAGAGACCAUGAGUCCCUGCAGCUGAUAGAGGAAAUACAGAACAGUAUUGUUGAUCUAAACAUGCAUUUGGCGAAACUGGCAGCUCGACGGCCCAAUGAGCCGGCCAAAACAACAUUGAAGGACUAUGGACGGUUUCAGAAAGAUGGUGAACUCAAAGUGCUCUCGCACCUGGACAGUCGAGUGAGAAACAGGGCUGCCGAAAAAAGACACAUCUUCCUCUUCGACAAGGUCAUGUUGAUGUGCAAGGCCAGGAUGGUGGAAAAGUUGCUUUGGGGUGAUACAUACAGCUUCAAGAAUGCUAUUGUACUCGGUGACUACAAGGUGGAUGACACAGCUAACACUAUUGAAAAAAGAUGGAAUUGUCCAUUUAUCAUGGUGCAGAAAAAUCAACAAAUGGCCUACACGUUUUAUGCGAAAACAGAAGAAGUGAGAGUCAAGUGGGUUGAAGCUAUAAACAUGGCACUUGACAACACUCAGCCACAGGCAGGUCCAAACUAUCUGAUGCAGACAUUUGACAAACCCACCGAGUGUGAUGUGUGUGGAAAGCUUUUGAGAGGAAUUUUCUUCCAAGGAUAUAUGUGUCAAGAUUCAAAGAAAGCUGUACAUAAAGAAUGUAUAGGAAAACCAAAGCAAGCCCGAAUUCAUCAUCGAGGAACAAUACACAAGGCCAAAGCCAACAUGUCGUAUCAAGGCACGCCAACACCAAAUGGUCACAAGCCUCUCAAGUUCAAAAGUGGGGAUGUCAUAGAAGUACUCGACCAAAGUGGAGAAUGGUGGAAGGGUCGGUUCCGAGGUGAAGAGGGAUACUUCCCAGCAAACUACGUCACACUAACAAGACUACUGAGAAAAGAUUCGUAUAUAACAGUAAACGUCGGUGAUAGUAAAACUCCCAUUACUCAAGAACCCCCAUUCUCUGUGUCCUGCACGCCUCAGAGUAGUCCUUACUUGAAUGUGCCCAACCUCAGCACCAGUCCGUGGUAUGUGGGAGAGAUGGAGCGUGAUGCAGCCCAGAGCAGCCUUGACCCCUGUCCAGACGGAACCUUCCUCAUCAGAGUCAGCACAAACCAAGCCAGGAAGGGAGCUUAUUCACUCAGUAUUAAAUAUGCUAAUGCAGUUCGUCAUAUAAAAGUAAACAAAACUCAGCCCGAAGGAAAAUUUUAUUUGGCUGAAGGCAGAUACUUUGACUCUGUACCAAGACUGGUGGAUCACUAUCAGCACCACUCAUUACAAGACAGCUUCCCUGAUGUUGUCACAACGCUAAGGAUACCCAUCAAACAGGCAUCAGGUCAGAGGGUAAUUGGCUAUGCCGUGGCUGUGUAUGACUAUGCAGCGACAUCGACCAGUCAGUUGAGUCUGAAGAUUGACGACAGGAUAGCAGUGAUCAGUAAAAAUGGCAGUGACAAGGGCUGGUGGAAAGGAGAAAAUCUACGUACAAACAAGAUCGGUUACUUCCCAUUAGCGUAUGUGGAGGAUGAAGAUUACUAGCUGCACUCUGACCAAACUUAUAAUAAUGGCUGGAGGCAGUUCAGUGUUGUGAUUAGAACAAUAUGGCUUCGGAGACCAGACAGAGCGGAACCGAUCGUGCUGCAUACAGCCCACUUGAUUAGCUACCUUGGUGAUACAUUGUAAUGCAGUAAAGAAAACCCAGACAUCCAAUCAUAAUGUGCUUUACACUUAGAAUGAUCAACUGUUUGAGAUCUAAUCUGCCAAAAUGCUAAUUAACUCAUACGAUUGAUGUAUUUGUAUAUGUCGACUGUACAUAAUAUAAAAUUUGUCAUGCCCACUGUACAAAAUAAAAUAACGUUGUGAAUAAGUAUAAUUUAUAUAUUGGAAGAUGUUUGUGUGACAAAUGUAUGUGGACUUGGCAUGGGUCACCAAACCAAGAACAGAUGUAUGUGGACUUGGCAUGGGUCACCAAACCAAGAACAGAUGUAUGUGGACUUGGCAUGGAUUGCCAAACCAAGAACAAAUAAAUGGAUGUGGAGUUGGCAUGGGUCACCACAUCAUGAAAGAUGUGAUUGCUUCAUUAACAGAGAUGGUUUCUAAUUCUUGAAUCAACAUUAAAAGCUGCAUUCUGCAUAAAAACUAGUCAAAAGUGUUUCAAACAAUCAAGAAAUGUUUCUCUUCAACUUAGCCUGACCUCAAACAAAUGGCAUAUUCCCCCCCCCUCCCCCCCCCCAUAUUAGUAGACUGGUUCGAACAUCCCAACAGUAAAUGGGAUGGCUUAAAAUCUUCCAGUGAGUCCUCUGUUUCCUGUUUCUUACUGAUUUUUCAAUGGUACACAAUUUUACAUCACAUGAAGGAAAUUGCAAGAUUUUCAUUGGUCUAUGAUAGAAGAAAAACAAUGUCAAACUUUAUGCUAUGUAAAAAAAAAAGAGACAUAUAAUGAACAAUGCACUAUGACAAGUUGGCGCUUAAAACCCAGAACUUAUUAAUUUUUUCAGUAUAGGCCUUUAUCCAGCAGUUUCCAAAAGCCUAACAGUUAGCAAAUGUCUCUAUCAGUUUUCAAAUGUCCUUAUUGAACAGGUUUUUUUGCUGGCCGUUAUGCAAACACUUUGCAAAGGACUUUCAUUGGACAGUUUGCAAUGGUCUUUAUCAAACAAUAGACUUGUAUCAAGCAGCUUUCUUACUCCUUUAUUGAACAGUUGUAGGGGUCCUUAUCGGUGACAUGUUCUGAAGGCCAUGUGCUCAUGAACAAUUUAACUGGUACCAUGGUCUUCUUUCACAUCACAUUAAUCUAAUAUAUGAUGCAAAAACCAGUCUAGCGAGAGAUCAUGAUCACUUGCCCUCUUGAAUAUGUCUUGGUUUUUGAAAGUCAUUACCUAACAAUUGUUCAAAGGUCAUCAGUUUUUUUAUGACGUUUUAUCAGACAGUUUGAAAAGGCCUUUAACAAACAAUUUCCUAAGACCUUUAUUUGAACGCUUUUCAAAGGGCUUAAAAUCAAUCUUUUCAUACAUAAUCUGACCUGUGCUACUUUACCCCUAGUCCGUAUCUCCCAACAGCUAAUCAAAUGGCUAAAAUCUUCCCAUGAGAAGCUUGGCCAUUCUUCAUUGCUAUGUCGUUCUCUAAAAUAGCUUGCUCUGAAUGUGCACGUUAAGCCCUAUGACCUGACCUUCAUUGCUAUGGUCUGGAUAUCUUUUCUGGCGCUCUCGCUUAUCCAAGCCAUUGUGUGUUGGAUUUGGGCCAGUUUUUAGUUUUCUUCAUUUUAAGUCUUUCAUUAUAUACCAUCUCUGGAUAAAUUGAGGAAUAAUCUCUUUAUUCUUUCAACAUCCCUGUGUAAACGUGGAACAGUAAUAAUGUUGAAGCAGUGUGAAGACUGAGUCGCCUGUACUGUAUAUGCAUAUUUGUUGAAUUUGUGAAUGAUGUAAUGUGACCACGAGCUACACUAUACAACACUGUGUUGUUGAUCACUGCUGUGUGUGUAAGAUACUUGUAUAUAAAAUGCCUUUUAGGGCUUUCUUGUACGUGCUUUUUUUUUUCUUCUCUUGUUUUUUUCUCUCUUUUUUCAUUUUCUUUUUUGUUUUCUUCUGCUUCUUUCUUAAUUGUCUGUCCAAGUCUAAGGAUAUUUGGUGUUUAUAUAUGGCUGUGAAUGGGUAAAUAUUUUUUGAAAGUGCUUCCAGAAGAUGUGUUAUUUAGACCUGUCAAUGUACAACUAUUUGUCGUCUUGAUCAUUUAUUUCAAUUAUUGUUCAUUUCUUGAUGUUGUAUUUUCAGUAAUGUUUGCACUGGGAUUUUAGUACAGUGUAUUUUGUUUUUUAAAUAUUUAGUCAUAUUUUUAUUUUUACCUGUUACAUUACAUACACGAGACAUACUUACUUGUAAAAUAUAUAUAUAUUAUUAACUGUAAUCUUAAUUUAGAAAAUAAGUUGGUGACUUUUAAUCAAAGGUAAAAAUUAUAAUUAUUUAAGAAAUUUAAAUUUAGAUAGAUUCGGCCCAUUGCUAUAGCUCAUUUAUAUAUUGUAAAUUAAAUACAAUGCUUCAUGAGCCGCUAACAUGUUACAAUGUACCCAGUACGAAGAUACAUGCAUUUGUGAAUUCUGUAAACCACAGUUUCUUGUGUGGUACGAUUAGGUUUUCGUUCAUGAGAAAUAUUUUGACAUACAUCUUGGAAUGUAUGCGAGUGUUGAAUGUUAUUUACGAACUGAACUUGUAUUCAGUUCUACUGUAGUUAUAUUUUAGAUACAUGUACAAUUUUCAAGAUAAUAUAUUAUUCUGUAUUCAUGUACAGAAAAUACUUAUGUAAAUAUGUACAUGCAUGCUUAUACUUUAAAGCUUACAAAUUGUGAUUAUUUUCUCGAGUUGUUGUCUGGUGAGUAUUGUGGACUUUUUGUAGGGAAUAAAGCUGCAUGCUUUAAAGAGAUUUCAUUUUCAAAUUCUGGAUAAAAUGUUUAAUCAUGUUUGCAAAAGAUAAUAUUAUUUUCAAAUUCUGGAUAAAACAGUUAAUCAUGGUUGCGAAAUUCUAUGUCUUGCUUUCUAUUAUUAGUCAAGUCAGUCUCUUUAGACAGAUUACAAUCAAAAUUGCAUUUUGUUGUAGAUAGAAUUAAGAUUGAAGAAGACAUAUAUUUGUAUGUCUUUUACAUGUUAUGCUUAUAUGAUAAAAAUUCCACAAUUAAAUUUUACAGUGAUUCUACUUUGUACAUCGAACACUUUACAAUGAUAAGAAAUAUAAACAUUUCUGCUUCAACAAGCAAGCAGCUGUAGAUUGACAACAUUUUAGACUUUGAGGUUUUGGGAUUUCCUUCAGUUUUAACGACUUUUGCCAUUUACCAACUUAACUACUGGCUUCUUAAGAGGCAAAUCUUGAACUGAUAGUCCCCACCUGUUAGUAAUAGUUUUCUUGCAUAAACAGAUUGCAAAAUACUGGUAACUGAUGAUUGUAGAUCAAUAGUAAUAAUAAUCAAUUAAAGUUAAUAUAUUAAAUUAAAGUUACUGACCCUAAUUUUUGAGAUGCAUAUCUAUUCUCUUUGGUGUGGGAAAGUGCAUAUAAAAGAUUGCAUGCUACUACAUGUAAUGGAAAAAUGUAGUGGGUUUCCUCUGAAAACUACAUGUCAUAAUUACCAAAUGUUUAACAUCCAUUAGCCAGUGAUUAAUAAAUCAAUGUGCUAAAUGUUUUCCCUCUUUUGAUAAAAAAAACUACAUUUUGAAAAUAACGUAAGACAUAAGAAGCAUGCUGGACAUUGCUUUUCCAAGGAAUUUUGAACGGGUUUAAUUUUCAUUAUGACUAAAUACAUUUUUUUUUAAAUAAUUUAUUUUACACUAUGGUCAGUGCCUUUAAGUGUAGGAAGCAAAUUAUUUAGAAGUGUAAAGUUGACAAUUUAACAGAAGUGGAACAUAAAAUGGUGAUAGAUUUAUUAUGAAGAUGUACUAUUUUUAAGCAUUGCAUGGCAGAAUGUGUGUUUAUUUUCAUAUAGAUGCUAAAAUAUUGAUAAAUUAACAAGUGGCAUCAAUUGAUAUUUGAUAAUUGGUGUAUUUGAAAAACCCCACUUAUUGCUAUAUUUUGUAUGUUAUGCUGUAACAUGACAAAAUCAUCCUGUACACAUAUACAUGAGUUAACUUUGUACAUAGAGUAGGAUAUAGUACAGUUUAAUCAUCCAAUAACUACAAAAAUUUAUUUUUUAGAUGACAAAUAAAAUAAAUAUUUCUCAUUUAUAUACACAUAAAGUCUGAAUAUUAGCAUCAGUCAUUUUCAUAUUGUAGAUUCUCAGCUUCUUAUCAUAUAAUACUAUUAAUAGCCUAUUCUAUAAAAUAACAUUUAUUUUCCAGGUCACCUACUUAGACUUGUGUAGAUUACUUAGGUCAUGGAAAUAUAUUAAUUCUAAAACAAAAAUUUAAAAACAUCACCACAAUUUUUUUCUGUGAUGGAAGAAUUAUGUUUUAAUAAAAUAAAGUAAUUUAAAACAAAUAUACAUAUAUGUUUUUUGGGUUUUUUUAAAGAAUUAGUUUCAAUAAAAAUGAUGUAAAUUAUAUCUAUAUUCUCUAAAAGAGAAAAGAAUAUUUAACAAUAAAAUAUAUCUACAUUGUAUAAAACUCCUGGAUGAAAACAAUUAUGAAGUAACAUUAUUCAAGAUAUUUGUGGAAAUAAAAUUAUAGAUGCAAAUGUGCUUUCCUUGAGCAUGACAAUGCUCUCAAACCCCAUUUGGACACAACAUAUGUGAAAAUAAAAUACAGUAGGUAGUGUUUUUUGUUGUCUUAUCUUGUUACCUGGUUUGUUUUGUAAACCGAAAAGAAAUAUAACACCUGAUUUAUAGCAAAUGUUUCAAGGAUGUUACGUUUUUUAUAUUUGAAGUAAAUUUCUUAUUUGAAAAAAGUGCUAGGUUUUUUCAUAGCUGUUUUAAAAGUAAAGGUAUUAAAAAUAAAAUUGAUUUCAUUAAAAUAUAUGAACAUAUUGUCUGGAAAUGGUGGUAAAUGUCUUUGGCUAGUUAGUAUACACAUAAUUAUAAUCCAGGCAUGAAAUGACUGAAACCAUUAAUAGAACAGAUAAAACAGGAAAGGAAUUAUUUUAGUGUGAAACAUGUAUGCUCAUGGAUAGACUGGUGAAGUGGGGUGGGGCAUUUAUAAAGUUGCAUAAAAACUGUGAUACAGGCAAUGACAGGGUAAUCUCAGAUGUUGUUGCCAUCAUUUUAAAUUGUGCAUAUGGAAAGCCAGAUUUAAGCUGCCAUUUUGCCAGAUACAGUUUAAAAUUGAAUUGGUAGCUAUUUUUCUUAAUUAAAUUUGCCCCCAAAAAACUAAUUUGUGACAGAAUGUUUAUUAAGUCUUUAUUUUGCUACAUUUUAUUUGUCUACAACAAACUGAAUUUGGCUCACAUUUUCAUUUCAAAUAAUUUGCAGCAAAUAACUAAUUUAAUAUUUCUCACCAGCUUUUGUCCUGAUGCUCAUAAUUCUCUUGGGUGAUAUGAUAUUAACACGCUUAACUGUGUGUCAGUAUACAUCAUUUACAGGGUAAGUUUUUAAAGUAAAUAAUUUCAUAAAUCAUAUAGUAUUCAGAUAAUUGGAUUUUGGUUAUUUCAUAUGGACUUUUUUUUUUUUCAAACACUUUUUAAGCCUUUUGAAAAUAUUUUUGUUUGUAGACAUUCAAAUAAGUCAUAAUGAUCCUAAAUACUCUUCUUCUUUUUUUCUGUGUAAAUUUGUUAGAUAGCUCAGUUUAUUUUGCUUUUACGAUAUGUAUUGCUCAGUCCCAGUGCUCAAUCACAACUUAUAAUUGAUUAAAACAGAUCAGGGGUUGGUUAGAAUUAAUGCAAGUUAGGAAUUGUUCUUUGAUAAGAAGAAAAAUGGCUGAAUGUGGCAACUGAGAAAGGAUAAUAUAAGUAGACAAAUUGAGUAUAGCAAGAAAUGUCUUCCCUUUUUCAAAACAUUUUCUGUUACCCUACUCAUUUAUAUUUCCUUUAUUAUUUUAAUUAUUAUUUAUUUAUUUAUAAUAUCAUUUUUAUAAUUAAAAAAGUAAGUGAUGCACACACAGUUUAUUGUUUUAUAUGCCUUGUAUGUAUCUUAAAUUUCAUUUUUAUUUUUUGAUUGUAUAACAAAUUGAUUAUUAUUUAUCUUGCUUUAGAUUUACCAUUUCUAAUUAAAAAACAUAACUUGAGAUAAUUUUAUUUAUUUAUUAAGACAUAUUAAUUAAGACCACCAUUAAACAGGAGAGUAAAAUUAAUUUUGUUAUAAAAUAUUUUUUGAAAUUUUCCACUGCUUUGAAGCCCAAGAACUUGAAAGGAUCAGUUUAUAGGUGAUGAUGAUGAUGUUGUUUUUAAAAUGGGACCAUAGGGGAAAGUUAGUACCUUGUUACAUGUAGGUCUGUUUUCAGUGAACAGAGGGAUCAGGUUUUAGUGAUUUUCCUCCAUUCAUAAUGAUAUUUGUAUUAUAUUAUAUUUUAGUUUAUUUUCAAACACAUUUUGGAUGUUCUUUUUCUUUUAGUUUUCUUUGGUUUUGCUAUCUGUUGUAGGAUAGGAGUAUUUCCUUUUCCGUGUACUGUUCAUCUAACUGCUCACUGGUGUAAUUAUUCAUGUGUACAAUAUCAUCUCGAUGUCAAACAUUGAUAUUAUCAAUGAAAUAAAUAUUUAAAUAUA